AUGGUGACUAGAACAAACUUGACCAUCCAAGUGAGCAAGUAUAGCACCCCCUCGGUAGAGCAAAGUAAAUCACUGGUGACAACUUGGGGUUGGUCAUCUUGAAAGGGGAUAGUCAACCUGGCAUCAAUGUUCUUUGCCAAAACCACUCAUGAGUAGGACAACAGCUCUAUGUGAUUAAAUAUUUCUUUAUGGAGGUUACAAGAAGAUGCCGGUCAUCUGAAACCAUAGUCCCCAAAGAACACAACCCCAUCCUAGGAUCUCCAGUGAGGAGGAAAACUGAGGUAUGCUUUAUAUUUGGAGUGUACUUCUGUGUCUAAAAUUGUUGAAGGACCACACCAAACACCAUAACCACUAUAGCAUGCUAUAGUGGUGUCAGGAGUGCCUUGAUGCCCUUCCAGUGGAAGUAGUCAAACCAUUUAAGAAUGGUUUGACAGCUUACCAGGAGUCCACUGUGCGCCAUGAGCCACAUCCCUUUGAUCCCAGAAACCCCUGUAAGGAGUUUCCAAUAGCUCCCCUGAACUAAGCCCUGCCAUGCAGGUUUGGCUCAUUUGUCGAGAGAUAUUGGGGUACUGUGGCAUCGUGGUGGGCUUAACACGAUAUGGCCAUAUGGUGGAACUGAAUCCCCAUAUUUGUUUGCUGUGAUAGGUAUUUUUAAGUAGAGCCCUGUAAAAUAUAAUAUUUUAUGUUUGUGUGUGCUCCGUUCAGUAAAUCUGUAGCACCACUGCUGAAAAAUGUGUGUUCCCGGCGUGCCCCCUAAUUCCCUUUUUUCCCAAUGAAUUCCAUCCAAACGUGGGCAUAUUUGAUAUCACUAAUGCAGAAAUAGUCAGUUGCAUAUAUGUUCUACCAUAAUAGGAGGCGGGAGUGGAGGUGCAUGAGAGACCCAAGUAAGUGUCAAAUUAUUAGAGAACUGUUUGUCUACUUAUGGUUUUAUUACUUAUUGUGGAAUUGCAUUAGGAGAUUCCUAGCACCAUAACUAAUACAGGGGCCCAUAAUAGUUAUGGUACCUAGACCCCCCCCCCUUUAACUGAAUAAGAGUACAGUUACUUUUCUAUCUGUUAUUAUAAAGCAGACUGGUGUAGAAUGCAGUGUGUGUAUACCUUUGUGGGUAAUUUGCAGUGUGUGUACACCUUUUUGGGUAAUUUGCAGUGUGUGUACACCUUUGUGGGUAAUUAGCAGUGUUUAUAUACCUUUUGUGGGUGAUUUGCAGUGUUUGUGUACAUUUGUGUGUAAUUUGUAGUGUGUACACCUUUGUGGGUAAUUAGCAGUGUUUAUACACCUUUGUGGGUAAUUUGCAGUGUGUACACCUUUGUGGGUAAUUUGCAGUUUUUAUAUACCUUUGUGGGUAAUUUGCAGUGUGUGUACACCUUUUUGGGUAAUUUGCAGUGUUUGUAUACCUUUGUGGGUAAUUUGCAGUGUGUGUACACCUUUGUGGGUAAUUUGCAGUGUUUAUACACCUUUGUGUGUAAUUUGCAGUGUGUGUACACCUUUGUGGGUAAUUAGCAGUGUUUAUAUACCUUUUGUGGGUGAUUUGCAGUGUUUGUAUACAUUUGUGUGUAAUUUGCAGUGUGUACACCUUUGUGGGUAAUUAGCAGUGUUUAUACACCUUUGUGGGUAAUUUGCAGUGUGUACACCUUUGUGGGUAAUUUGCCGUGUUUAUACACCUUUGUGGGUAAUUUGCAGUGUUUGUAUAUCUUUGUGGGUAAUUUGCAGUGUUUAUUCACCUUUGUGGGUAAUUUUCUAUGGCCUGCCAUUAAUCCAUUGCAGUAAGUACACUGUGUGAGCUGAAAUACAGUUCGUGUGUUACUGAGAGACAGUCUGUGUGAGUUUGUGUAACUGGUAUACUGUGAUCAAAGUGUGUUAUUGUGAGACAAUCUGUGUCAGUUUGUGUUACUGGUGUAUUGUGAUCAAAGUGUGUUAUUGUGAGACAGUCUGUGUCAGUUUGUGUAACCGGUAUACUGUGAUCAAAGUGUGUUAUUGUGAGACAGUCUGUGUGAGUCUGUGUAACUGGUGUAUUGUGAUCAGAGUGUGUUAUUGUGAGACAGUCUGUGUGAGUUUGUGUAACUGUUACACUGCGAUCAGAGUGUGUUAUUGUGAGACAAACUGUGUGAGUUUGUGUAACUGUAUACAGUGAUCAGAGUGUGUUAUUGUGAGACAGUCUGUGUGAAUUUGUGUAACUGUAUACUGUGAUCAGAGUGUGUUAUUGUGAGACAGUCUGUGCCAGUUUGUGUAACUGGUGUAUUGUGAGACAGUCUGUGUCAGUUUGUGUUAGUGGUGUAUUGUGAUCAGAGUGUGUUAUUGUGAGACAGUCUGUGUGAGUUUGUGUAACUGGUGUAUUGUGAUCAGAGUGUGUUAUUGUGAGACAGUCUGUGUCAGUUUGUGUAACCGGUAUACUGUGAUCAAAGUGUGUUAUUGUGAGACAAUCUGUGUCAGUUUGUGUUACUGGUGUAUUGUGAUCAAAGUGUGUUAUUGUGAGACAGUCUGUGUCAGUUUGUGUAACCGGUAUACUGUGAUCAAAGUGUGUUAUUGUGAGACAGUCUGUGUGAGUCUGUGUAACUGGUGUAUUGUGAUCAGAGUGUGUUAUUGUGAGACAGUCUGUGUGAGUUUGUGUAACUGUUACACUGCGAUCAGAGUGUGUUAUUGUGAGACAAACUGUGUGAGUUUGUGUAACUGUAUACGGUGAUCAGAGUGUGUUAUUGUGAGACAGUCUGUGUCAGUUUGUGUAACUGGUAUACUGUGAUCAAGUGUGUUAUUGUGAGACAGUCUGUGUCAGUUUGUGUUACUGGUGUAUUGUGAUCAGAGUGUGUUACUGAGAGACAGUCUGUGUGAGUUUGUGUAACUGGUAUACUGUGAUCAAAGUGUGUUAUUGUGAGACAAUCUGUGUCAGUUUGUGUUACUGGUGUAUUGUGAUCAAAGUGUGUUAUUGUGAGACAGUCUGUGUCAGUUUGUGUAACCGGUAUACUGUGAUCAAAGUGUGUUAUUGUGAGACAGUCUGUGUGAGUCUGUGUAACUGGUGUAUUGUGAUCAGAGUGUGUUAUUGUGAGACAGUCUGUGUGAGUUUGUGUAACUGUUACACUGCGAUCAGAGUGUGUUAUUGUGAGACAAACUGUGUGAGUUUGUGUAACUGUAUACAGUGAUCAGAGUGUGUUAUUGUGAGACAGUCUGUGUGAAUUUGUGUAACUGUAUACUGUGAUCAGAGUGUGUUAUUGUGAGACAGUCUGUGCCAGUUUGUGUAACUGGUGUAUUGUGAGACAGUCUGUGUCAGUUUGUGUUAGUGGUGUAUUGUGAUCAGAGUGUGUUAUUGUGAGACAGUCUGUGUGAGUUUGUGUAACUGGUGUAUUGUGAUCAGAGUGUGUUAUUGUGAGACAGUCUGUGUCAGUUUGUGUAACUGGUAUACUGUGAUCAAAGUGUGUUAUUGUGAGACAGUCUGUGUCAGUUUGUGUAACUGGUAUACUGUGAUCAAAGUGUGUUAUUGUGAGACAGUCUGUGUCAGUUUGUGUUACUGGUGUAUUGUGAUCAGAGUGUGUUAUUGUGAGACAGUCUGUGUCAGUUUGUGUAACCGGUAUACUGUGAUCAAAGUGUGUUAUUGUGAGACAGUCUGUGUGAGUCUGUGUAACUGGUGUAUUGUGAUCAGAGUGUGUUAUUGUGAGUUUGUGUAACUGGUGUAUUGUGAUCAGAGUGUGUUAUUGUGAGACAGUCUGUGUGAAUUUGUGUAACUGGUGUAUUGUGAUCAGAGUGUGUUAUUGUGGGACAGUCUGUGUCAGUUUGUGUAACUGGUAUACUGUGAUCAAAGUGUGUUAUUGUGAGACAGUCUGUGUGAGUCUGUGUAACUGGUGUAUUGUGAUCAGAGUGUGUUAUUGUGAGUUUGUGUAACUGGUGUAUUGUGAUCAGAGUGUGUUAUUGUGAGACAGUCUGUGUGAGUUUGUGUAACUGUUACACUGCGAUCAGAGUGUGUUAUUGUGAGACAAACUGUGUGAGUUUGUGUAACUGGUAUACUGUGAUCAGAGUGUGUUAUUGUGAGACAGUCUGUGUGAAUUUGUGUAACUGGUGUAUUGUGAUCAGAGUGUGUUAUUGUGAGACAGUCUGUGUCAGUUUCUGUUAGUGGUGUAUUGUGAUCAGAGUGUGUUAUUGUGAGUUUGUGUUAGUGGUGUAAUGUGAUCAGAGUGUGUUAUUGUGAGUUUGUUAUAGUGGUGUAUUGUGAUCAGAGUGUGUUAUUGUGAGUUUGUGUUAGUGGUGUAAUGUGAUCAGAGUGUGUUAUUGUCAGUUUGUGUUAGUGGUGUAUUGUGAUCAGAGUGUGUUAUUGUGAGUUUGUGUUAGUUGUGUAAUGUGAUCAGAGUGUCCCUGGAUACAUUGUAUAACCGGUGUCCUAUUUCCCACACUAAUUAUGAAACACAUUUCAUAACCGCACGUUUCCCCGUGAGUUUCACAUUGGUUCGUCCCAGCGCCGCCCCUUCUCCUCUCUGGGAUUCUAAGUGGCUGGAGUUGUAGCCGCCCAGGACUACAUUUCCCUUCUUGCACCCAGCUAUCCGGAUUGUACCACGAGUCGCCGCGGGGGAGCUCUGCAGUCAGAGGUCAGAAUGAAUGUGUAGGCUGGCAGAAUGUGCCAGGAGUAGGAUGGGUAUUUUGUAAAGAGGGGAAACUAACGGAGGUUUUAGAAUAUUAUAUUAAACUAGUAUUCAUUCUUUGUGUGUGAUUAUGCUGGAGCCAAUAACUGGAAACAGUGUCAUUUAAAGGGCCAGUGUCAGUCAGUGAAGAGGAGACAGAAGCUGUAGGCCAGUCUGGGAACUAAUCAUUAUCUUCAUUCUGAGACAGUGUCAGUAACUGAGGGGGGAGCUCCAUUCUGAGACAGUGUCAGUAACUGAGGGGGGAGCUCCAUUCUGAGACAGUGUCAGUAACUGAGGGGGGAGCUCCAUUCUGAGACAGUGUCAGUAACUGAGGGGGGAGCUCCAUACUGAGACAGUGUCAGUAACUGAGGGGGGAGCUCCAUCUGAGACAGUGUCAGUAACUGAGGGGGGAGCUCCAUUCUGAGACAGUGUCAGUAACUGAGGGGGGAGCUCCAUUCUGAGACAGUGUCAGUAACUGAGGGGGGAGCUCCAUUCUGAGACAGUGUCAGUAACUGAGGGGGGAGCUCCAUUUUGAGACAGUGUCAGUAACUGAGGGGAGAGCUCCAUACUGAGACAGUGUCAGUAACUGAGGGGAGAGCUCCAUUCUGAGACAGUGUCAGUAACUGAGGGGGGAGCUCCAUUCUGAGACAGUGUCAGUAACUGAGGGGGGAGCUCCAUUCCUGAGAGCAUUGUGUGUCAGUAACUGAGGGGGGGGAGCGCCAUUCUGAGACAGGCCAGUAACUGAGGGGGAGCUCCAUACCGAGACAGUGUCAGUAACUGAGGGGAGCCCAUUCUGAGACAGUGUCAGUAACUGAGGGGGAGCCCAUCUGAGACAGUGUCAGUAACGGAGGGGAGAGCUCCAUUCUGAGACACAGCAAGCCAGUAACUGAGGGGGGAGCUCCAUUCUGAGACAGUGUCAGUAACUGAGGGGGGAGCUCCAUUCUGAGACAGUGUCAGUAACUGAGGGGGGAGCUCCAUUCUGAGACAGUGUCAGUAACUGAGGGGGGAGCUCCAUUCUGAGACAGUGUCAGUAACUGAGGGGGGAGCUCCAUUCUGAGACAGUGUCAGUAACUGAGGGGGGAGCUCCAUUCUGAGACAGUGUCAGUAACUGAGGGGGGAGCUCCAUUCUGACACAGUGUCAGUAACUGAGGGGGGAGCUCCAUUCUGACACAGUGUCAGUAACUGAAGGGGGAGCUCCAUUCUGACACAGUGUCAGUAACUGAAGGGGGAGCUCCAUUCUGACACAGUGUCAGUAACUGAGGGGGGAGCUCCAUUCUGAGACAGUGUCAGUAACUGAGGGGGAGCUCCAUUCUGUGAUGGUGUGUCAGUAACUGAGUGGGGGGAGCUCCAUUCUGAGACAGUGUCAGUAACUGAGGGGGGAGCCCAUUCUGAGACAGUGUCAGUAACGGAGGGGAGAGCUCCAUUCUGGAGACAGUGUCAGUAACUGAGGGGGGAGCUCCAUACUGAGACAGUGUCAGUAACUGAGGGGGGAGCUCAUUCUGAGACAGUGUCAACUGAGGGGAGCCCACUUGAGACAGUGUCAGUAACUGAGGGGAGAGCUCCAUUCUGAGACAGUGCUGGGGCACUGAGGGGAGAGCUCAUCUGAGACAGUGUCAGUAACUGAGGGGGGAGCUCCAUUCUGAGACAGUGUCAGUAACUGAGGGGGGAGCUCCAUUCUGAGACAGUGUCAGUAACUGAGGGGGGAGCUCCAUACUGAGACAGUGUCAGUAACUGAGGGGGGAGCUCCAUUCUGAGACAGUGUCAGUAACUGAGGGGGGAGCUCCAUUCUGAGACAGUGUCAGUAACUGAGGGGGGAGCUCCAUUCUGAGACAGUGUCAGUAACUGAGGGGGGAGCUCCAUUCUGAGACAGUGUCAGUAACUGAGGGGGGAGCUCCAUUCUGAGACAGUGUCAGUAACUGAGGGGGGAGCUCCAUUCUGAGACAGUGUCAGUAACUGAGGGGGGAGCUCCAUUCUGAGACAGUGUCAGUAACUGAGGGGGGAGCUCCAUUCUGAGACAGUGUCAGUAACUGAGGGGGGAGCUCCAUUCUGAGACAGUGUCAGUAACUGAGGGGGGAGCUCCAUUCUGAGACAGUGUCAGUAACUGAGGGGGGAGCUCCAUUCUGAGACAGUGUCAGUAACUGAGGGGGGAGCUCCAUUUUGAGACAGUGUCAGUAACUGAGGGGAGAGCUCCAUACUGAGACAGUGUCAGUAACUGAGGGGAGAGCUCCAUUCUGAGACAGUGUCAGUAACUGAGGGGGGAGCUCCAUUCUGAGACAGUGUCAGUAACUGAGGGGAGAGCUCCAUUCUGAGACAGUGUCAGUAACUGAGGGGGGAGCUCCAUUCUGAGACAGUGUCAGUAACUGAGGGGGGAGCUCCAUUCUGAGACAGUGUCAGUAACUGAGGGGGGAGCUCCAUUCUGAGACAGUGUCAGUAACUGAGGGGGGAGCUCCAUUCUGAGACAGUGUCAGUAACUGAGGGGGGAGCUCCAUUCUGAGACAGUGUCAGUAACUGAGGGGGGAGCUCCAUUCUGAGACAGUGUCAGUAACUGAGGGGGGAGCUCCAUUCUGAGACAGUGUCAGUAACUGAGGGGGGAGCUCCAUUCUGAGACAGUGUCAGUAACUGAGGGGGGAGCUCCAUUCUGAGACAGUGUCAGUAACUGAGGGGGGAGCUCCAUUCUGAGACAGUGUCAGUAACUGAGGGGGGAGCUCCAUUCUGAGACAGUGUCAGUAACUGAGGGGGGAGCUCCAUUCUGAGACAGUGUCAGUAACUGAGGGGGAGCUCCAUACUGAGACAGUGUCAGUAACUGAGGGGAGAGCUCCAUUCUGAGACAGUGUCAGUAACUGAGGGGGGAGCUCCAUUCUGAGACAGUGUCAGUAACUGAGGGGGGAGCUCCAUUCUGAGACAGUGUCAGUAACUGAGGGGGGAGCUCCAUACUGAGACAGUGUCAGUAACUGAGGGGGGAGCUCCAUUCUGAGACAGUGUCAGUAACUGAGGGGGGAGCUCCAUUCUGAGACAGUGUCAGUAACUGAGGGGGGAGCUCCAUUCUGAGACAGUGUCAGUAACUGAGGGGGGAGCUCCAUUCUGAGACAGUGUCAGUAACUGAGGGGGGAGCUCCAUUCUGAGACAGUGUCAGUAACUGAGGGGGGAGCUGCAUUCUGAGACAGUGUCAGUAACUGAGGGGGGAGCUCCAUUCUGACACAGUGUCAGUAACUGAGGGGGGAGCUCCAUUCUGACACAGUGUCAGUAACUGAAGGGGGAGCUCCAUUCUGACACAGUGUCAGUAACUGAAGGGGGAGCUCCAUUCUGACACAGUGUCAGUAACUGAGGGGGGAGCUCCAUUCUGAGACAGUGUCAGUAACUGAGGGGGAGCUCCAUUCUGUGAUGGUGUGUCAGUAACUGGGGGGUUGUGACACAAUGGAGCACCACAAACACAUUCAGAGUUACUAACCACUGAAUUUUGUCUGGAUGGACAACAUUUGGUGAAAAUUACUGAUGCUGACUGAAUUAGCAAUUCUCGUAUUUACUAUAGCCAAAUCAGGUAAAAAUCUUGCAAUAGAGAUGUCGCGAACUGUCCGCCGAACUGUCCGCUGGCGAACAAUAGCGUGUUCGCGUUGGGCGAACAUAUCCGAUUUCCGGUCCGCCCCCUAUACGUCAUCAUUGAGUAAACUUUGACCCGGAACCUCACAGCCAGCAGACACAUUCCACCCAAUCAGCAGCAGACCCUCCCUCCCAGGAAGUGUCUGCUGACUGUGAGGUUCCGGGUCAAAGUUUACUCAAUGAUGACGUAUAGGGGGCGGACCGGAAAUCGGAUAUGUUCGCCCAACGCGAACACGCUAUUGUUCGCCGGCGGACAGUUCGCGACAUCUCUAUCUUGCAAUUCUGACCAAAUGAGCACUAUGUGUUUCAUUCCGUGUCUGGUUUAAAUCAGCAUAUAAAAUAUAAAACUCACAUCUUUAAAACCAACUUUUGAAUGUUCUUGCACGAUCAAAAAAUUUAAUUUAGAAAAUCAUGUAGGGCCCCAUGCCCAGCGUCUCCAAGACAUGAAGAACAUGAAGCCCCAGUCAAUUCGGUCAAAGGCCUUCUCCGCGUCUGUGGAGAGCAGGAGAAGGCCCUCCGACCUGCUGGUAGCCAUAUGCAGCAGGGCAAGUGCCCAGAUCGUGUUGUCCCGUGCCUCUCGUUGUGAGGUAAAUCCCCCCUGAUCCCCAUGGACCAGGUCAGGGAGGAAGGCUUGUAGUCUAUGGGAUAGGAUCUUGGUGAAUAGUUUUAGAUCGCAAUUGAGCAGUGAUAUAGGGCGGUAAUUCGCGCAUUGCUCCGCGUCCUUGCCCUCUUCGAGUAUCAGAGAGCUGUUCGACGCUAAGGCCUGUGGGGGAAUUUGGAUUCCCUCUUGGAGUGAAUUGAGUGCGGCCAGCAGGCAGGGGGAGAGGACCUCUGCGUAUUGUUUGUAAUACCGUGUCGGCAACCAGUGCGCAGGUAAGGGGUUUCAGUGCUCUGCGGUAGCCCAACGUGAUUGGUCCGGGAAUAGUUGAAUGGGUUGACCCGCAUGGUUAAUGUCACCCUUGUUGCGUGCCGUAUGUAAAAUUUCCUCCUUGAGAGAAUAUAGGGCCAGAUAGCAUAUUACGUCCCAUGGAGGGGAAUCAGGUGGGCCCCUGGGUCUCAUUGCCUGGUGAGCCCGGACAAAUUCGAUAGGAGUGUCUCUGGGGCGGUUUAGGAGGCCAUUAACGAUUGUAGUAAGUAGGCCUUUGAAUUGAUCUGGGAUUUCUUCACCUUCGGGUAGGCCCCUGACUCUCAGGUUUUGCCUGCGGGCCCUAUUGUCAGGUUCCUUUAUUUGACAUGCCAUAGCUUGUAGCUGUGCUUUUUGGCGUUCUAGUGUAGAGGUAGUUGCAGUUUGGGCUGCCAGGAGGCCGUCGUGAUCCACCUCCAUUUGGGCCAUGCGGUCCGCCAUUCCUUGCUGGUCCGACUGCAUCAUCUGAAGAUCUGCUCUGAAGGACGCAUGGAGUGCUGAGGUCACCUGAUUGAGGUCUACCCGGGUGGGGAGUGCCUUGAGCAAGGACAGCCAGUCUGUUGGCUCGAUGUUGAGGCCUCUGAGUGUGGGGAGGCCUCAGAUGAUGCCUGGGAGGCUGGAUCUGCCGGCGAGGCCAAGUACUGCCGCAUGGAGGGGUGAAGCGAGUCUGGCUGGACCCUGAUGGUUUGGGGGUGCCUCUGUGGAUGCAGUCACACGAUUGGCAUUUCAGGGUUGGAGGAGUUCACCACUUAAGCCGCCAUUCUGCUCCGCUGCUUGGCCACGCACUCCUAGGUCCCUUUUUUAUCCUAAUGUUUCUCUUUUCUGUGAGCUACAUAUUUUUACUGUAUCUCAGUGUGUAACAGAGCUCCACAACAAAAAUACUAACAAUGAUGUGUCUUUAAACUACAAUAAAUGUGUUUAGAAAUCCGUGUGUGUAAAUAAGAUGCAUUGUUAAAAUUAUAUUUUAGUUGCAUAAACCGUUAUUAGUCAGCCACCUAAAACUUAUUAAAGCAACCAUGUCCUAAAAUUUUGGGAGAUAAAAAGUAAGCAACAGGUGAGCUGUGUCAUUUAGUGAAAUAAGGAAUGUUUUGAGGACACCGGCAUUAUUAUAUUGUGGAUUUAUUUUUUGCAGGGCAGGCAAAAUGGUGAUAGGCUUUUACAGACUCGCAUCCCUUACCUCAGUCACUCUCUUGUCAUCUGGGGUUUUAUUACACAAGUCUCAGUACUUGGACCCCAGUGAUUUUGGGGUGGUGCGUAUAGGAAGAGCAGUUAUUACGGUGAGUACCUUGCAUAGAUGAAUUUCCCGUUAUAUUACUAGAUAUUUGAUGUCCUAUUAAUCGCGUGUUUGCCUUUUUUCAGACAGCAGCUAUUAGCAUUGACUACCUCACUCACUUGCGACAUGUCCCAGGAGGGCCAGAGAAAUAUGAAGACAUUAAAUCACAGGUAGAGACACUGCGAUGAGUGGAGUUUCGCUUUUCUUUGGUAGAAAUUAUGAACUGUUCUCCUUCAAAUGUACAUUACAGGCAUGGCUUUAUGUCCAUCUAAACCCAGCCACUAAUCUAUCUGCCAGCGUAUGGCUGGCCAGUUUAUCUUCAUAAUUACUGCAAGUCCCAGUCAGACUCUUAGAAGCCCGUAAUUUAAUGUUUGCAAACAAUAAUUCUUUAAGACAUUUCUAGCUUAUUCAAUGUUGAUCUCAAUGUGGCAAGAUCACUGCAUACUUUAAAAAUAUAUACCCAUUUUUAAUUUUCAGGUUCACAUGCGAUCAGCUCAGCGCUUGCUAGAUUUGUGCUGUGCCAACCGUGGCACAUUCAUUAAGGUUGGGCAACACUUGGGUGCACUCGAAUAUCUGCUGCCCCCGGAAUAUACUCGUACUCUGAGUGUCCUGCACAGCCAAGCGCCCGUCACCCCACUGAUAGAUGUGCUACAGGUUGUCAAGGAGGAGCUAGGUGAAAAGGUAAUAUGCUAACAGACUGGGCCAAUCGAAAAUCAGGGAAUAUAGAUCAUUGGGACUAUAAACUGAUUGCAAACAACUGGUUCAAUGCCCUGCAGGUCUUCUCAGCUCUUAAUAUUUCCUAAGUUAUCAAAAGUAUUACCAUUGAUUUUGGUAAUAGUGUUGGUUUUUAAAACACAACUUAUUGGUGCGCUUUUGUCGUAAUAGCACCAUGUAAAGAAGCUGUAUUAUUGAUUUUGAGAAUAUAGUCUAUAUUUUUGUUGUCAUGGGAUGCUUAGGGUUAACAGGUGGAUAUUGCAUGCCUGCUGAUGACUGCACCCAUAUUAGUGGGGGAGGAGGUAGUGAUGGAUGACUGUUUGUAUGCUAGGCACAAGUUUGUUAUAAGCAAUCAUUUAUCAGCCAUACACAGGAUUUGAUAGGAGCAUCUGGACAGGGUCAUUGUAUAUUAAUAAUUUGAUGUCCCUCUCCCCAUAAAACUUAUAUCAGCAGACAUUCACAAUGAGAUUUAUUGCUUCACUUAUUGCAGUCUGGAGAGGGAUGAGAUUAGCUUGAUUACUCCAUAGUUAAAGGCAAAGGAGCAAUAAAAUUAGCCCAUUCAGUGGAGGUUUAAUGUGAGAUGUGCUGCAGAUCAAGAAAAUAAGGCACAGUAGGUGAGAAAUGCAGAAAUGGAUUCACAGAAAGUGGAGAUAGACUCAAAUGGAAUGUGACAGAUAUGAGAGAUACACUCACAGUGAGUCAGAUAGACCAAGUAGCUUGACUGAGAGAAGCUCACCGGUAUCUUGACAGGUAAUAGGACAGAGAUAUAAAGUAGGAAUUCUCCUAUCCUUUUGCCCUUUCCCAGGAAAAUAACACAUCAACAAUGAUUUUUAACAUUAGUUUUACUUCUACUCAUAUAUGGUUGUGAGAUCUGAAAAAUUAAGUUAAAGGGACACUAUAGUCACCAAAGUAACUUUUUAGCUUAAUGGAGCAGUUUUUUGUGUAUUGAUCAUGCCUCUCUAGUUUCACCACUCAAUUAUCUGCCAUUUAGGAGUUAAAUCACUUUUGUUUCUGUCCAUGCAGCCCUAACCACAACUACCAUGGCUGUGACUGACACAGCUUUCAUGAAAACAAAAUGGUUUACUUUUCAGUCAGAUGUAACUGACUUUAAAUGUUUUAUCUCCUAAUCUGUAAAAUGAAUUUUAAUUGCACACAGGAGGCUCUUACAUGGCCUAGCAAGCUAUUAACAGAGUAGGAGAUGAGUAAUUCUACAUUAAAAAAUAAUUUGCAAUAAAGGAAGUGUAAACAUUAGAUCUCUCUUUACAGGAUGGGUUAAGGAAGGUUGCACAAGUCUCAUGCAGGGAUGGGGAGAGAGGGGCUGACUAGGGAAUGUAUAGACAAAGUGAUUUAACUCCCAAAUAGCAGUGAAUUGAGCAGUGAGACUGCAGGUACAUGAUCUAUACUUCAAAAGUGCUUAAUUAAAGGACCACUCUAGGCAACCAGACCACUUCAGCUUAAUGAAGUGGUCUGGGUGCCAGGUCGCUCUAGGAUUAACCCCUUUUUUUUUUUUUUUUUUUUAUAAACAUAGCAGUUUCAGAGAAACUGCUAUGUUUAUUAUAGGGUUAAUCCAGCCUCUAAAGCCUCUAGUGGCUGUCUCAUUGACAGCCGCUAGAGGCGUUUGCGUGCUUCUCACUGUGAAAAUCACAGUGAAAAGACGCCAGCGUCCAUAGGAAAGCAUUAUGAAUGCUUUCCUAUGAGACUGGCUGAAUGCGCGCGCAGCUCCUGCCGCACAUGCGCAUUCAGCCGGAGAGGAGGAGGAGAGAUCCCUGCCCGGCGCUGGAAAAAAAGUAAGAUUUAACCCUUUCCUCGCCAUCCAGCCCGGCGGGAGGGGGACCCUGAGGGUGGGGGCACCCUCAGGGCACUAUAGUGCCAGGAAAACGAGUAUGUUUUCCUGGCACUAUAGUGGUCCUUUAAGCUGAAGUUAUUUUGGUGACUAUAAUGUUCUUUUAAAUGUUUAAAUCAAGCACUGCUGUGUUACCUAUAUCCUAGAAAGGAAUGUACACAUCUUGGCUCCCCAUCAAGCAUUGUUAGAAUGUCUGCCUUCUGCACCUACUAGUUCACAUAACUAAAAAAUAGAAAAAAAAGAGGACAGACAGACAAAAUAGGGAUGUUAUCAAACUAUCUCAAACGGUUUUGCCCUUUUUUUUGGACUACCUUUUUUUUUGCAAUCCACCCGAUUUAUCAGUCAUUCUUAUGCCAGAAAAGAUUCACUUCUAUUUAUUUUUUCACUAUAAACUUGGCAGUCAUUUUUGAAAUGGCUAUUUAUGACAAAACAGAGGAAAAGCAGAUGAUUUUUAGACCAUUUUUAUAAUACUUUGAUAAAUGCAAACUUUUUAGAUGGGAAAAAAUUACUUGUUGAAUCUUCCCUAGUUUUCCCUCCUCCAAUGCAACGUGUACCCAGGUAUUUCUUGGACUGAACUAGGUUAUUACUGUAAUUGUUAAAACAUUAGUUUAGCAACACAUGAAGAAAAAAAAAAAAAAAAAAAAAGUUUGCCCAAUGUUAUUAGAUAAUUUAUAUUGUUUUAUUCAUUGGUGUAAUUUCUAGAGAAGGUGAAUAAUUGAUUACAUUUUCUCAAAUGAAAAGAAGUAUUUUUUUUUCUGUGUUUGUACCCAUAUUAUUCUUAUGUACUAAUGUUUUCUAAAAUGAGCAAGGUGAACUGAAAUGUUGAGACGGAAUGGGGAUUACUGAUGGUAAAUUAGAACUGUAAACCAUAUUCAGCAAUAUGGUCACUAACAGCAUUUACAAAAUUAAAGGUUUUUACUAAAUGGUGUAUGGGGAUUACUUUCUAUGCAGCUAAUAUGAGUUUAAAUUUCCCCAGUCGUCCCACCUUUUCCUCCAUUUUGAUGAGACCCCAUUAGGUGCAGCGUCCCUGGCGCAGGUGCAUCGGGCUGUGCUGCGGGAUGGGAGAACAGUUGCUGUAAAAGUGCAACACCCAAAGGUGCAGUCGCAGAGCAAAAAGGACAUUUUUCUCAUGGAGGUUAGUGUUCACAUCCAUAGAUAUUGAAAUAGUAUGGGUUUCUAGCUUACCUCUCCUGUCUGCCCAGCGCUCUAUCUGCAUAUCCAGUGUGACCAGUACUCUUACUCUAUGUCCUGUUUGUUCAAUGCCUUGUCGGCAGGUUCUGAUUUUUCAGUUCUCUCUGUCUAUUAUCUAUCUGUGUUCUGUUUGCUCCAUACGGUGUCUGCAUGACUUGUCCACAUGUUCUGUUGAGCUAGCGCUAUUUGUGCACGUUUUUAUGGCCCAGUGCUCUGUCCGCACAUCCUAUGUGCCUUGUGUUUUAUAUUUACCCAACUGGUGUGCUCCUCUACUCGUCUCUGUGUUCUAUCUGCCUUGCACCCAGCAUGAUGGCCGUUUUUGCCCUGUGCGUGUCUGCCAAUCCUAUUUGUCCUGCGUGCUUCCUGAGGUUUCUGUCUACGUUUUCUUUCUAUGCUGCUCUCUAUGCAUUUUCUGCCACAUCACUUCUCUGUGCAUCUUGUCUGUCCUGUGCCUUUAUGCGUGCCAAGUAUGCCCCCCUACUCUGUCUGACCCAUGCUGUGUCUGCAUUUUCUGUUUGUCUUGCUCAGAUUCUGUUGCGUGUUGUGAAGGUGGUUUUCCCACAGUUUGAGUUCAUGUGGCUUGUGGAUGAAGCAAAGAAAAACCUUCCUCUGGAGCUGAACUUCUUAAAUGAAGGGCACAAUGCCGAGCGAAUGGCCACAAUGGUUCGAGCGUUCCCAUUUCUCAGAGUGAGUAAGUCAAGAUUACAUCAAUUAUAUCAAUUUAAACAUGCCUGUUGGAUUUCAAUUAUUAUUUUUAAUUGAUGCGUAUAUCAUUUGUGCAUACUUUGACAUCCAUUAAUUUAUAAGUACAAUAUUUUUUUUGUUUUAAAGCUUUAUUUGGGGUUUUUAUUUUUGGGGGGAAAGGUUUUAAAUCCCCUUCCCCCCCCAUUCCAGUACAUAUUGAGCCAAUGGAGAAGUAAUGAUUUAUUCUAUUUAAUAGACAUCUAAUGAGCGAAGCUUAGGCAGUUUACUAGUGGUGAUUUUAUAUGUACUUGGUACAGAGGGGGAGGGUGGGGGUGGGGCAUAAACCCCUGCACUUGAGAGGGAGCCUGUAUUUUAUUGUUAUAGUGUCAGUGGCACAGUGGCAGUCUGCGUGAUUGGGGGGUUGGAUGCACAUGUGUUUAGUUGGAGCAGAGGGUGGGCACGCACAAGCCCACCCACUCUAUUAAAUUUACCCGCACACUACCAAGCUCCGUCUUAAAUAACAGGGUAUACCGAAGUCCUUUAUCCCCCACAGUGAGUUGCUUCGUAUUCACUUGUUUUAAUUAAGUCUCUUCUUGAUGACUGCUUGUGCAACCAGUGGGCCAAUUCUAUUUUUCUGUGCCUAGGUGACUUACCUAGAUUUGAAUACACACAGUUGGGAGUAGUAUUUUAAUAAAUUAAAUCCAGGUUUCAAUUUUUGGUUAAAUUUGCAUGGUAGCUGUUAAUUUGAGAAUUCUAAGUAACAUUUGGAUUACAAUAAAAUAACCCUAUUGUGUUCUGCACAAUCGUUCCUGCUUACCCCCUCUUGAACAGGUUCAUCUUAAUGUGUUAUUUGCUUGUUUCAGAUACCAAAAAUUCACUGGGACCUAAGCACGGAAAAGGUCUUAGUGAUGGAAUAUGUGGAAGGGGGGCAGGUAAAUAACAAGGAUUACAUGGAAAAGAAUAAAAUCGAUGUGAAUCAGGUGAGAACAACACAUUCCUAUGGCUGUGGUAAGCAGGGGGCUAAUAAGUCUGUAUCAUGCUUGUGACAGAAGGGGAGUCUCCUGAUGUCAUUGGGACACCCCCUGCCGGGUUUGUGUUCUCAAAGCUGUAAUUAAUACAAUGACAUGGUUAAUGUGAGGGUUUAACACCGCACUAAGAAAGCUUUACAUCCUCUGUGUGACUGACAGCAACCACCGGAGGGGGCUGUUUCAUGUUAUCAGUUAUCACUUCAAAAUCUGUUAACCCUAACCUCAACUGGUUACUACUUCAAAAAAAUAUUAACCCUGUGACUUUUGGCCUGUUUAUUACUGAAAAAUCUAGUAUUCUUGUGAAUCAAUAUCUGUUAACGUUAUGAAUUCUGAAACUAAACUGCAAAGUCAAGACAAAAAAAAUUAAUUGGUUGGAAUACUUGUUUGUUUGUUUUUUACCUUAAAGUAAUAAUUAUUACAAAUGUUACGUUAGCACUAUAAAUUGUAAACUAGUUAACUCUUCAAUGUUAAACUGUUUAUCGUUAUAAAACCCACUGCCGGUAUAUGUUCACUAGCUGUUUCCCGAGCCUGGAUUGCCACCAAUAGAACACUGGUCUCUAAUUCAAGAUGAAAUAAAUUGUUAUGCACAACUAGAUUGUAGUUGUCCCUCUCAGAGAAAUGGUGAGAACUGACUCUGGCUGUCAUUUGAAUAAACCUCGAGAAUGCCACUGGGCAGUGCCCUGGCAUAGUAUACCCUGAUCUCUGCUGGCAGUAUGCCUUUAGAUUCUGCUGUAAGAUCACCCAGAUAAUAGCAUUUAUUAUAUACAAAAAGUGGUGAAUAAGUGAGGCGAGAGACAUAGUGAAAAAAGGACUAAUUGGAACUACAUAUAUGAAUACCAUGUCAUUUAAAAAAUAAAUAGAAUAGAUGAUAUUGUCAUUGCCAUAGAGACAUUAGGGGACACAUAGGAGAACAGAGGGGACGGACACACAGAAAUCACUGAAAUAAGAUCACUACAGGAUUCCCCAUACUCUGAGCUGUGACUCAGAGCAUCCAUUACCCAGCUUUAUAGGAUUUAAACCGUAAAAUUGGGGGAGUACUACAUGUAGGAGGACUGUUGCUUUUUCAGUAAAAUACAGAUCACGACCAGCAUAAGCGGCAUAUCAAAACACACAAGUUAUUUUCUUGCUAGCUACUGGGAUUCCCCAGUUUUUAGCUGUAUUAGCAACAAUGUUUAAAUAUAUGUAAUAAUGUUAUGAACGUGGCUCUUUGUAAUAUGACUGUUGUUUCAACCUAUUAUUCUCAACAUUAUUUUAAACAAAUUGCACUAUGUGUUUGUAUUUUGUUUUAUUGUUCAAUAAAUCAAUGAUAUGUUGGGUGCACUGGGCACAGUAGGGAAUAUCUUGGGCAAUGCGUGUGGACUCAGUGAGGUGUCAAGAAUGAAGGUCCAAAGGGAAAGUGAUAAUUCCAAGGACAGGAUACCCCAUCGAAAUCCCAGGAUCCUAAUUGCCUUCACUAAGAUUAACAGCACAAGUGCCCAGAAUGACAAGAUUUAAGGGAUAACAUCUGAGGAGUACUACAAAGAGGAGGGAUUCUGCUGUUUCUGUACAAUGCAAACGGAAUCUCUUCAAAGUGUACUGUGAAUACACCAACUUUUUCUUCAGAGCCCCAUGCUAAUAUAUGCCUCAUUAUGGCAUUUGUUAAAGAACCUUCUGCACUUACCUCUCUCACUGCUUUCAUGUUUGUGAUACAUACCUGAAUGAUACAAGGUGCAGAGUUAUUACCCUCUUUUAGGGAAGGACACAUUUUGGCAUAUGGUAUUUGGAUAAAGUAGUAGGAGUAGGUAUGUAAGGGAUACAGCGUAUGGGAGUCACUUCAGUUUUAAGUUCUCCUCUUAUCAUCCUCAGGUUUCUCAGGCUCUGGGAAAAUUAUACAGUGAGAUGAUUUUUGUCCAUGGAUUUGUUCAUUGUGACCCUCAUCCCGGCAAUGUGCUGGUUCGAAAGAACCUAGAAACAAAUAGUCCUGAGAUCAUUCUCUUGGAUCAUGGACUGUACCAGGUAAAAUGGUAGAGAGGACAAACUGUAACUUUUUACAAGGCUUUUGUUUUCAGGGCUUACCUACAGGUCAUCUCAUCAUCUCAGUAUAUUGGACAUAGUCUGUAGGACCCACCUUUCACUCCUCUCCAUAUAUUUCACACAGGUACUGACAGAGUCAUUCAGAUUGGAUUACUGCCACCUGUGGCAAGCGUUGAUUGAUGUUAAUAUGGAGGGAAUACGCAAAUACAGUCAGCGAUUGGGAGCUGGAGAACUGUACCCCCUUUUUGCUUGCGUGCUAACUGCCCGUUCCUGGAACUCUGUGAACAGAGGGAUAAAACAAAAUUCUGUGACUAAAGAGGAGGUAAGUGGCACGCACAUGGUCCAUGCAUUGGGGGAGCCAGUGGGUGAUCAUGACACUUCAGAAUUCUCACUUUGAUCAUGCGAAUGCUUCUUGUGUGUGGUACUUUAUAAAUAAAGUGAAUAUAUUUAUGCUAAGGUGUGAAUAUGCAGAUUUAUGUUUGACUAAAGCACAAUGUUCCAGCUCAGUGGGAAUCAAUAAUUAGAUAUUAGGUUACUACUGCUACAUUCUAGAAUGGAGAAGGUCAGGGCAGUAACAUUUAUGGGGAUAUUAUUUGGGGAGCAUUGUUUGAGCACUGGCAGUUCUCACACAUGUUUGGAUAAUUUAAUAGAGGCCUUUAUAAUGCUAAUUGCUACAAAAUCAGCCAUACAUUUCCAAAAAUAAGGCCAGUGUGACCAAUAGGUUAAACCUUAAACAGAAUUUCCAUAUUUAUAUAUCUUCUGCCAUCUGAUUAUUAUCCAUCCAGUCUCACCAAUUGUCCUUUCACCUCUUUCUCCUGUCUCAUCCCUAUUUUUACAUUUACCUCUCCUAGAACAUACACCCUUUCUUUUUCAGCUAAUCCUUCUUUCAACUGCGUCUGUACUGUAUCAGUCUCCUAUCUCACCUCACCAUGCUGUGGAGUAUGGAUUAUGGAUAAUCUAUAUACAAGGCAAACAGAAUUAGACAGAAAAUACAAACAAAAAAACAGGGCAAGAGAUUAAAUUUACACUGACAACGCAUAGCACAAAAUGUGGCCUUUGUACUGUCCUGGUAGGCUAUUGUACAAAGACCCCCCCCAAUGUUUAGGCAGAACAGGUGAUGCAUUUCUCAAAUGAAUCAGUAUCACCCCUUACCUGGUUCUGCAUAAAUACCUCUCCAAACAGCUGAUCGAUAUUGGAGGUGACAUCAGAAAUAUCCUGGACUUGUUAUGUAUUUGUGAAAAUCAGUGGCUAAUGGACUGAGUGUGGCUAAUUGUAUAUGAAUGCCAAGCUAAUUAACUGUAUAUGUGUAAAUACACACUCAUAUUACACCCAUAUAUGUUUUCACACACGUUAUAAAUAAUAUGCGUGUAUUUGCGGCUGUUAUAAAGUGUAUUGGGAGGGCACAUAGACUUGACUUAACCUAAGACAGCUAAAAACUUAAAUCUCAUCACUACAUACUCACAGAUUGUGUCCCCCUUUGUUUGUUUAACUGUCAUACAACAUGUCUGCAGCUGGCUUCGGAUCAUCCUGCUUUAGAUAAGGUGUAAUUAGCUGUGUCUGUAAUUAGAGUUCCUUGUUCAGUGUACAACAGGCAUCUAAUUCAGGAGCUUCUGGAUAACAUAACCUUUUUUGGUGCCAGAGUAUGUGUGUGUUAAUCCUAUUUUACAUAUGUAUAUGUAUUUAUGUGUAUGUUAUCGUACAUGCUUGUUAAUGUUUGUAUUUGCAUACAUGUGUAUUUAUAUAUGUUGGCCUACUUAUUUGUAUUUCUAUAGAUGUUUUUGUGUGUGUGUGUGUUAAUGUAUAAUACAUUUAUACAUGAUAUUUUUAUACAUGCAUUUUUCCACCUCAGUUUUGCAUCUAUUUGCUAUCUUCUGUUCUUUUGUGCCUCUCCCCCGUUUUCUCUAAUUUGAUACUCUGGUUCUCUUUUGCCUCUCUCUCUCACCGAUUCUCUUUUGUAGCUCCUCUGCAAUCACUUUCUGUCACCCCUGAUUUUUCCUUUGUCAAUCGCCUGCCCCCUCUGUGGAUUUGUUUUUCCAUUAAAUUCUCUGUAUGAUUUCCGCAGAUUUUCUUUCUUCUUUUUCCUAACCUGUUUGUUUUUUUUGGUUUUUUUUUUCGCUCCCCAUUGUGACAAUAAUAAGUUUGAGCUCAUGAACAGCAACGUAUUGUGCUCUGUCUUCUGAACUCUUUUCUUUUUUUUUUGUAGGCUCUAGAGAUUCGCAAUAAUGCGGCCACCUACCUCCCUCAGAUCAGUCAGCUCCUUUCUCAAGUCCCACGCCAAAUGCUCCUUCUCCUCAAAACUAAUGACCUCCUCCGUGGGAUUGAGACCACGUUGCAGACCAGUGCCAGCUCCAGCUCAUUCCUCAGCAUGUCUCGCUGCUGCGUGCGAGCUAUUUCCAGGUCAGUAUUCUAUCAAGGUUUACCUGGACCAUGCGAUGCUGCACAAAGAUCCUAAUAUAUUUUGAAAAGUCCAGAAGGGUAUUUUCUCAUUAAAUAAAAUAAACAAAAGAGGGACACAGGACCUGCUAUGAACUGGGUGACCGUCAAUUAGUAGAAGACCCUCGUUCUUUCACCACAUAUGCAUGCUGACGAAGGUCAUAAUACAAAGCAUGAGAUAAUAUUGCGCUGUAUGUGGGGUUCAGAACAAUACAGUAGUAUAAUUAAAAGGAUAUUCUAAGCACCAUAACAACUACUUUUUAAUGUAGGGAUUUGAGUAGUUUGGCAAAAAGGUUCAACUAUCAGCCAGAUAUAUAUAUAUAUAUAUAUAUCUAACCUAACCAAACUGGGAGGGGAAAAGAGAGAAAGAAGGCAAAAGAAAACAUGUCACCUGAACUUUUAAGUUUAUUCCGUGUUCUCACCAUAAAAAGGAAUAUUUUUAUAUGCAAACUGAAUUUCAUGCUGUGUAAUAAAUCUCUCUUCCUCAGAUACCACAAGGAACAUGCUGUCUCAGUCUGGUCCUAUGCUCACAUCUCAAUAUCAGAAUCCUUCUAUUUGGGACAACUUUACUUAUAUGAACUCUUUCUGCGUGUCCGAUCUUCCCGUGUUGGGCGCUGGUUGCAUCAUAUACUGGACUGGGUUUCUAUGCAUCAGCACUGUUAA
Molecule: messenger RNA, 20944 nt
Organism: Pelobates cultripes (western spadefoot toad)
Lineage: Eukaryota; Metazoa; Chordata; Amphibia; Anura; Pelobatidae
Source: the annotation of a GenBank genome assembly